Messenger RNA from Dermacentor andersoni, 1483 nucleotides. Its product is annotated as mediator of RNA polymerase II transcription subunit 7-like. The record is from RefSeq and is a predicted model, not a curated record. Gene Ontology annotation, biological process: regulation of transcription by RNA polymerase II. Gene Ontology annotation, cellular component: mediator complex; core mediator complex. Lineage: Eukaryota; Metazoa; Arthropoda; Arachnida; Ixodida; Ixodidae. Gene Ontology annotation, molecular function: transcription coregulator activity.
CACCGUGACGUAUUUCCUCUUGCCAGUUUACGACGCCGAGUUGGCCGUGUGUUCGUUCUUGUCGAAUUUCUGUGAUGUGUCAUUUGAGAUCGUGCAAAGUAAGGUGCUUAUUUAAGAACCCCUGCUCUCAAGUAAACUUCACAUCGAAGUGAUGUUUGAGACAUGUUUUCGCAGCACUAGCUAUUGAAAGCGGUAAGCUUCUUACAUAGGGUUGCAUUAAUCUCGAGUAGUCACUUCGUGCGAAGCUAAAGGGAGCCUACAGUUUCUGCCCUUGAAGCAGCCAUGGGGGAGGCAACACAAGUCAGCUCGCUGCCGCUGCCGCCGAUGCAGUAUGUUAGCCUCUACACAGACGAAAACGUGCAGCGUGGACGAGCUCCGUCACCACCUAGGCCACUGCAUGAAGGCUACUCCAUGUUUGGUGCUCCAUUCCAUGGGGAUGAACCUGUCAUUCGCCCUUUGGAAAGCCAAGGUAUACGGAGACUAUACCCACAAAACUAUGAGCACAAGAAAGAGCUGAAGAAGCUCAACCACUCACUGCUUGUCAACUUCCUUGACAUGGUUGACAUCUUGAUACGGUGUCCUGAUACUUCCAAGCGGCUGGAGAAGAAAGAUGACAUGAGCUUACUUUUCAUCCACAUGCACCACCUGAUCAACGAGUACAGGCCCCAUCAAGCUAGGGAGACACUCCGAGUGAUGCUUGACAUGCAGAGGCGGCAGCGGCUAGACACAGCGCAUAGAUUCCACAAGCACUUGGACAAGGUACGCGAAAUCCUACAGAACACAGUGAGUGUUCUCCCUGAACCAGAGCCAACUACCACCUGGCAACAGCCAGUUCAGGCCACAGGUACAACUGGAACCACUCAGGGGCAGCCACCUGCGCAGGGACACUGUCUCAGCCAAGACCGUAUAAUGUGUGGAAUAGUGGAUGCUUUGUGACUGCAAUAGCUGGUACUGACUGCAGUGAACAGAAAAGACACUUGCGUGAAAAAGGCAUGGUGCAUAGAAGGCUUGAAGUUGAAGCACUGUGAAAACUGAUCCACAGCACAGAAAAAGGUUGGAGAGUUCAUCCUCUGUACAGUUAGAAACAGUCGUAGAAUAUAUGCGCUCUUUGGGGAUGCAUGGGGGAAGUGGCAGGGUUGAGGCCAAUAUGAGAUUGUCUAAUCAACAUGUGGUGGCUGUAAUAGUGCAGCACAUGCAAAACAAUUAUGGAUGCAAAGCAGUUUAUGCAAUGCUAGCUCAGGUUGUAGCAAUGGUAAUUGUUACAUCAAAGGCAAAUCGUGUUCAUUUUUCUGUGCCUGUUGAGACAGUAGAGAGAUUGAAUAUGGUCGUUUUAUGUCAGUCAAAUCGGGCAUACUUUCCUGUACUCAUUGAGACAGCAGAGAGAUUGAAUGUGGUCAUUUUAUGUCAAAGGCAAAUCGUGCGUAUUUUUAGUGCUCAUUGAGACACAGCCGAGAGAUUGAAUAAAUAUGAAUGGUAAACUACA